This is a messenger RNA of Perognathus longimembris pacificus (Pacific pocket mouse), 2484 nucleotides long. RefSeq names its product ephrin A3 (gene Efna3). The transcript has 5 exons. NCBI's taxonomy places the organism in Eukaryota, Metazoa, Chordata, Mammalia, Rodentia, Heteromyidae. The record is from RefSeq and is a predicted model, not a curated record. Gene Ontology annotation, molecular function: ephrin receptor binding. The coding region runs from base 1 to 726 and encodes 241 amino acids. Gene Ontology annotation, cellular component: plasma membrane. Gene Ontology annotation, biological process: ephrin receptor signaling pathway; axon guidance.
AUGGCGGCGGCUCCGCUGCUGCUGUUGCUGCUGCUCGUGCCCGUGCCGCUGCUGCCGCUGCUAGCCCAGGGGCCCGGGGGGGCGCUGGGAAAUCGGCAUGCGGUGUACUGGAACAGCUCCAACCAGCACCUGCGGCGAGAGGGCUACACCGUGCAGGUGAACGUCAACGACUACCUGGAUAUUUACUGCCCGCACUACAACAGCUCUGGGGUGGGCGCCGGGGCGGGGCCGGGGCCCGGGCCGGGCGGCGGCGGGGCGGAGCAGUACGUGCUGUACAUGGUGAGCCGCAGCGGCUACCGCACCUGCAACGCCAGCCAGGGCUUCAAGCGCUGGGAGUGCAACCGGCCGCACGCCCCGCACAGCCCCAUCAAGUUCUCCGAGAAGUUCCAGCGCUACAGCGCCUUCUCGCUGGGCUACGAGUUCCACGCCGGCCACGAGUACUACUACAUCUCCACGCCCACCCACAACCUGCACUGGAAGUGUCUGAGGAUGAAGGUGUUCGUCUGCUGCGCCUCUACAUCGCACUCCGGGGAGAAGCCGGUCCCCACUCUCCCCCAGUUCACCAUGGGCCCCAAUGUGAAGAUCAACGUGCUGGAAGACUUUGAGGGCGAGAACCCCCAGGUGCCCAAGCUUGAGAAGAGCAUCAGCGGGACCAGCCCCAAGAGGGAACACCUGCCCCUGGCCGUGGGCCUCGCCUUCUUCCUCAUGACACUCUUGGCCUCCUAGCUCUGCCCGCCUCCCGCGGCAGGGAGAGAAGGGGCGGGGCUGAGAAGGAGCAAGGGAGCCUUUGACCUCUCCAAGGGAAGCCUAGCUACAUGUAGGGUGGGGAGGGGCCUGUACCCCUCCUCUCCUGGCUGGAAGUGGGGGUCUGCACCAUACAUCUGUGCCUGCCCCCUCUGCCCCCUCCCUCCAGGCAGGGCACUGUCGUGGACUAGGCACAGGUGCCCCCCACAGGUCCCUGGUGGCCUUGUGGCUUUGGUAAUAUUUGGUACCAAACUUGGGGGGGCCCAUUAAGGGCAGUGGCUCAGGACUCCCUGACCCCCUGGUACUUUUCUCUGGCCCUUGGUGCCCUCCCCCUUUGUCCCAUCAGAGAGGCAAAUAUGCCCCAGAGAGAGCGAAUGGCAACAUGGGAGGCACCCCUAUCACGCUCCUCCUGGGACAGAACAUGGGGAGGGGACUGGGUGGGUGAGGGGGUUGCACUGUCUGCUGCCUCCUUCCCCUGUUUACAGCAAUAAGCACGUCCUCCUCCCCCCACUCCCACUCGCAGGAUUGUGGUUUGGAUUGAAUCCAAGUUUACAAAUAGACACCCCUGGGGAGGCAGGCAGUGGACAGGGGUGACAAGGGGUGGGUGCCAGGCAGGCAUGUACAGACCCUCUAUCUCUAUAUAUAAUGUACAGACAGAGUCCUCCCUCCUGAACCCCGACCUUUCUCAACAUCCCCUUCCAGCCUCAAACCCUUUCCCCACCAGGCUAGGCCCCACCCCCCCUGGGGACCCCCGGCCCCUCUUUUGUCUUCUGUGAAGACAGGACCUAUGCAACGCACAGACACUUUUGGAGACAGUGAGACAACAAUGCCCCCUCCCUUCCAGCCCUGAGCCGGGAACCAACUCCCGGGACCUUGCCCUGCCCACCCUACAUGGUCCCCACCCAUCCUGGGCCUUUUUCAAGUGCUUUGGCUGUGACUUUCAUACUCUGCUCUUAGUCUAAAAAAAUAAACUGGAGAUAAAAAUAACUGAGUGCGUGUGAUUUCAAGGGGGCCAUCACCCUUCUGUUUUCACCAGCCAAGUCCCACAGGGCACAGGGCCCCAGGUAGGGAGGGGAUUCUAGGCCAAAGAGUCCACUGAGCACCUUGUGAUAAAUGGCUUGUCUCCUCUGAGAGAGGCAGCUCUGUGUGGAGAGAGCACAGGGGCUUCUUCGAGCGGGGGCCUGGAUAACUUUGGGCGAGUCCCUUAACCCCUCUGGGCUCAGGUAUUCCAUCUGAAAGCUGACCUAUCAUCUCUGUCAGGGUUGGUGUGAGGACAGAAUUCUGUGGGGAGUUAAGGCUCAGUCAACAAUGGGGUUCUCCUUUGCUUCUCACUCCAUGCUGCAAUCAGAGGUUCUUGGCUGGGGUCUAUAGAUUCCAGGGGAUUUGUGAACCUAGGUAGGAAAACAAUUACACCUUUAUUUUCACUCACCUGUAACAAACUGAACAUUCUCCUCUGUACUUGGGCGACAAGCCGUGAUAGUAUUAAUGGUACCUGUGACUGUAAACAACAGAGAUCACAGAUGUUUUCAGACUGCAUUAUAGUUGUUGAAGAUAUCUCAAAAUAUCAUUAAUGUGCAUCACUACUUUGAAAUAGUUGUUAGAUCUUCCUUGUUUUUAAUGUAUUAAUAAAGAAGCAUAUAUAUUACUAUACCAAAAAAUGUAAAUGUUUUGAUAACUGUGUUUCAAUAUAACUGGUUUCCUUUAUAAGCUUUUGUAAUUUUAUUCAUUUAAAAACAUGCU